Molecule: messenger RNA, 1624 nt
Organism: Prunus avium (sweet cherry)
Lineage: Eukaryota; Viridiplantae; Streptophyta; Magnoliopsida; Rosales; Rosaceae
Product: alpha/beta-Hydrolases superfamily protein
Source: RefSeq, a predicted model, not a curated record
GAUUGGAAAUUUCAGAGUUAAUAAGAGACUCUGUUUCCUUCUGUCUCUGCCCCAGCGCGAGAAAUUUGCUCACUUUUUCACUUCAAACCCUCUGUCUUCACUCAGCAAACAGUAGAAGAAAAUAGGAAUGUCACUUUGCUGCUUCUGAUCUUCAAAUCCCACAGGACUAGUCUUAGAGAGAGAGAGAGAGAGAAUGGGUGGGGUUACUUCAUCCAUGGCUGCAAAGUUUGCCUUUUUCCCACCCAACCCACCAUCCUACAAGGUAGUUAAAGACGAAGCCACUGGUCUCUUGCUCAUGGACCCUCUUCCUCAUCGUGAAAACGUCGACGUUUUGAAAUUUCCCACUCGCCGCGGCAAUGAGAUCGUGGCCGUUUAUGUACGCCACCCAAUGGCCACCUCUACCCUGCUGUACUCUCAUGGCAACGCCACUGAUAUCGGUCAAAUGUACGAGCUUUUCAUCGAAUUGAGCAUUCACCUCCGCGUCAAUCUCAUGGGGUAUGAUUACUCUGGCUAUGGACAGUCAUCAGGCAAGCCAAGUGAACAUAAUACUUAUGCAGAUAUUGAAGCUGCAUAUAAGUGUCUCGAAGAGAGGUAUGGGGCUAAGCAGGAAGACAUAAUCCUCUAUGGUCAGUCUGUUGGAAGCGGUCCUACUGUUGAUCUUGCUGCCCGUUUGCCUCGACUGAGAGCAAUCGUUUUGCAUAGUCCUAUAUUAUCAGGUUUAAGAGUCAUGUAUCCUGUGAAGCGCACGUACUGGUUUGAUAUCUAUAAGAACAUUGAUAAAAUCCCUCUGGUGAAAUGUCCUGUGCUGGUAAUACAUGGAACAGCUGAUGAAGUUGUCGACUGCUCACACGGCAAGCAACUUUGGGUACUAUGUCAAGAGAAAUAUGAACCUCUAUGGCUAAAAGGCGGAAGUCACUGUAAUUUGGAACUGUAUCCAGAAUAUCUUAGACAUCUCAAUAAGUUCAUAUCAACUGUUGAAAAAUCACCUUCGCGAAGGAUUAGUUCUAGAAAAAGCACAGACCAUAGGAAAAGCACGGACCGCAUCGAACUUCCUAGGAGGAGUGUUGAUUUUUUUGAGGCUCCAAGGAAGAGUACUGAUCGGAGAGAGAAAUCAAGGAAGAGCACUGAUAGACCCGAAAAGCUGAAAUUUAGUGAAUACAAGUUUAAUAACGUUGACAAGGUAGAUAAGUUUAGAAUCUCUGUUGACCAGAUAGAGAGGUCACAAAGAAGCGUGGAAUACCAUCACGAGAAAUCUAGGCGAAGCAUUGACCAUCAGCUAGAAAAAGCGCGGAAGAGCGUUGACUGGCUGGACAGAAUUCGAGCUGGGUAAAUCUCCGGUGAAAGUUUGUAUUGGGUUGGGAUAAAGAAACGUAGAACAAGUGGGGUGGGGAAAUUAUUUGGGAUCUAACUUAAGGUUGUAGAGUUUGUGGUUUCAGCCAAAGUUUGUGGUUUCAGGAUGUGUAUCUUUGUUAUUUUAUGUAACUUUGUCAUGGCUUGUAGAGUUUUAAUGUGUUCUUUUGGGUGUCAUUGCCCCUUGAUUGUUAAUGAAAGAACCCUAACCUCUUUGUUUCUCAUCAUUGAAAGGAAAUGAAGCUCAUGGUUCACAAGGGGAACUGUAGAAAAA